CCAGGAGAAGAAUUCUUUGCAGUCUGCCAUCGUUUCUAUGUGAGGGCUUGGGAAAGAACUACUUGAGACUACUUCCGUGUGUGGCUUUGGUCCUCAUGAGAAUGUGAUGAAAAGUGGAAAGCCCUCCACUGUGUUUGGUUAGGAAGCAGGCCCUUUAUGCUCUUCUUUGUGGGGUGAGUCAAAAGACAAUGGUUGAAAUUCAGGUCUUCGGUGCAUAUAUUAGUGCAUGUGUGGCAAAGCAGACAUCCCUGUGGAUUCGUUGGGCUUUCCGAUUGUUCAAAGUCCAGGAAAUCAUCACAGACACCAGCUAUGAAGGUGAUAUCCAUCUUUCUGCUGGUGAUCAUCAGCAUUUGUGGUUAUACUGCCACUGCCUUCCUCAUCAACAGUGCCCCUCUUCCUGUUGGAAACCUACCUUUACCUUUGGACAAUGUUCUUCCCUUAUUUGAUCCUUUGAAGAUGCUUCUGAAAACUCUGGGAAUCUCUGUAGAACAUCUGGUGGCAGGGCUGAAGAAGUGUGUGGAUGAACUGGGGCCAGAGGCUUCAGAGGCUGUGAAGAAGCUUCUGGAGGCCCUAUCACACCUAGUGUAACAUCUGUAUAAAGAGAGUGAAGGUGGGAGUGGAAAGAGAAGGAUGUGCACAUCCUGGUUGGCCGAAUCUCAUUCUACCGUUUGGAGACUAUGUCCUAAAGCAUAGUGAGUCUAGAAAAGAAUGAAUAAAGCAAUGAAAAGA
Molecule: messenger RNA, 729 nt
Organism: Peromyscus eremicus (cactus mouse)
Lineage: Eukaryota; Metazoa; Chordata; Mammalia; Rodentia; Cricetidae
Gene: Scgb3a2
Product: secretoglobin family 3A member 2
Exons: 3
Coding region: 310-588 (92 amino acids)
Source: RefSeq, a predicted model, not a curated record